AUGCUGAGUGUUAUGGUGCCCCGUUGGACGCAUGUUGCAACGGGAGUGUCGCCUGUGCGCCUUUGCAAACGGUUUUCGCAUCAGUAUGCACCACGGCUGAGCCAGCAGGACAAGAAGCACAAGGGUCGUGUCCCUGUGCGGACCGGAGGAUCCAUCAAGGGCAACACGCUAGAGUUUGCACGGUAUGGAAUGCGGCUGAAGACCGAGGGUGUGCGGCUAACAGCCCUGCAGCUCACUGAGGCAGACAACUCGAUCAUGCGGACGGUGCGGCAACUGACGAAUGGCAAGCUGUGGCGGCGGCUGUGCACGAACGUGGCAGUGGGCGUGAAGGGUAACGAGACCAGAAUGGGGAAAGGUAAGGGUGGCUUUGACCACUGGAUGGCACGUGUGCCCACAGGGAAAAUUAUCUUCGAGAUGGACGGCGACAACCUGCACGAGAAGGUCGCGCGCGAAGCGUUUCGGAAGGCAGGCACCAAGCUUCCAGGCACGUACGAGUUUGUAAAGCGGGAUUCGCUGGUGCGCGUUGGCCUGCACAGCUUCAAGAACCCUGCUGAUGAUCCGAAGGUCAACUACUUCGAGAAGCUUGCGAAGGAGCCUACGAAAGAGUACCUGAACAAGUUGAGAUCGAAAGAAAAUAUGUACAGGCUGUACCGCGGCCGUUGA
Eremothecium gossypii ATCC 10895 is the source of this 663-nucleotide messenger RNA. RefSeq names its product mitochondrial 54S ribosomal protein uL16m (gene MRPL16). Gene Ontology annotation, cellular component: mitochondrial large ribosomal subunit; ribosome. Gene Ontology annotation, molecular function: structural constituent of ribosome; rRNA binding. NCBI's taxonomy places the organism in Eukaryota, Fungi, Ascomycota, Saccharomycetes, Saccharomycetales, Saccharomycetaceae. The coding region runs from base 1 to 663 and encodes 220 amino acids. Gene Ontology annotation, biological process: mitochondrial translation. The record is from RefSeq and is marked provisional. The transcript has a single exon.